Molecule: messenger RNA, 741 nt
Organism: Dendronephthya gigantea
Lineage: Eukaryota; Metazoa; Cnidaria; Anthozoa; Malacalcyonacea; Nephtheidae
Product: fibropellin-3-like
Exons: 8
Coding region: 1-741 (246 amino acids)
Biological process (GO): heterophilic cell-cell adhesion; establishment or maintenance of epithelial cell apical/basal polarity
Cellular component (GO): protein-containing complex; plasma membrane
Molecular function (GO): calcium ion binding
Source: RefSeq, a predicted model, not a curated record
AUGCCUUGUACUGGGGAUUUGAAGCUUGCAUACGGUUACAGAGGUAACAUGGCCGUUCACUUCACUGCAAACUUGUUGUGUUUACUGGUCCUGACCUCUUAUUUCCAACAAAUUGUAGCUAAUUGUCAAGGUGAUGACAGUAAUUGCCUAAAUGGAGGAACAUGCGGUGACGAUAACAAAGAAUGUCAUUGUGCUCCUGGGUAUUAUCAUGUCGAUUGUAGUAAAAAGCAUACUAGUUGUACCCAUGAUCCGUGUUUGAAUACCGGCCAGUGUAAUUACGAUGCUUCAGCGGGCUUUACCUGCACUUGCGCUUCAGGUUUCACUGGGACAUACUGCGAGACGUCAGGAGUAACCAACGCGUGUUCUAACAGCCCUUGUGGUAAUGGCGGAACUUGUAAUAAAGAUGGGUCUGGAGGAUACACUUGUUCUUGUUUGUCUGGCUAUAUAGGAAUUAACUGCGAAACAAAAUUAGGCGCGUGUGCAACCAUCCCUUGUGUUAAUGGAGGAACUUGUAUUAAUGAUGGGUUAGGAGGAUACACUUGUUCUUGUGCACCUGACUACACAGGAGAUAAUUGUGAAACACCACUAGGACCAGUCGGAUCAUCCUGUAGUCUUUCCUGCACUCCUAAACAAGGCGUGUGUUCAACGGACGCUACUGGAGUUGACUACUGUCGUUGUGUAUUCGGUUUUUCUGGUUCUCUCUGCGAAAUAUCGCUCAAAAAGUCCGUAAAAUCGUUUUAA